UAAGUGACCCAACACAUUGAGGUUAUGUAUUUUAACCUCAAUGAUAUAAUAUUAAGUUCCAAACGUUAAUUUAAGCCUAAAAGUACAAACACAAUGACGUUCAUUGACUAUAUUUCGACGCUGUCGGAAAACCCUUAUUUCGGGGCGGGUUUCGGUCUGUUCGGCGUCGGGGCUGGUGCAGCAAUAUUGCGCAAAGGAUUCCAGACGUCCCUGAUCCUUUUCAGGAGACACUACAUGAUAACACUCGAAGUUCCGUGCAGGGACAAGUCGUACCAAUGGCUGUUGCAGUGGAUGACCACCAAAGGUGCCAGACAAACACAACAUUUAAGUGUUGAGACCAGUUUCGAACAGAAGGACUCCGGUCAUAUUAAAACCAAAUAUGAUUUCAUUCCGAGUAUUGGUACGCAUUUUUUCAAAUAUGGCUCAACUUGGAUAAGGGUUGAAAGGACCCGGGAGCAACACACUUUAGAUUUACACAUGGGAGUGCCAUGGGAAACUGUCCAAUUGACCGCAUUUGGGACCAACAAAAGCAUCUACUUUAACAUUCUAGAAGAAGCCAGACAAAUGGCCCUGAAGCAACAUGAAGGCAAAACGAUAAUGUACAGCGCAAUGGGUAGCGAGUGGCGUCAAUUCGGGCACCCCAGACGAAAAAGGCCCCUCAGUUCCGUAGUUUUGGACGACGGAAUAAGCGACAAAAUACUGACCGACUGCCAGGAAUUCAUUAAUAACCCCAGUUGGUAUUCAGACCGCGGAAUACCUUAUCGCAGAGGGUAUCUUUUGUAUGGACCUCCAGGUUGUGGCAAAUCCUCUUACAUAACCGCCUUGGCGGGAGAAUUGGGCUUUUCGAUAUGCGUUUUGAAUUUAUCUGAAAGGGGAUUAUCUGACGACAGAUUAAAUCAUUUACUAAGCGUCGCCCCCCAACAAAGCAUUAUAUUACUUGAGGAUAUUGAUGCUGCCUUUGUGUCCAGAGAAGACACAGCCCAACAGAGAGCCGCUUAUGAAGGCCUCAAUCGGGUCACAUUCAGUGGCCUCCUGAACUGUCUCGACGGUGUCGCCAGUACGGAAGCCCGAAUUGUUUUCAUGACCACAAAUUAUCUCGAGAGAUUGGAUCCGGCUUUGAUUCGACCCGGACGUGUGGACUUAAAAGAGUACAUCGGUUGGUGCUCACACAGUCAAAUUGAACAGAUGUUCUACAGAUUUUAUCCGGGUGAAAACGCUCCUGAACAAGCCAAAACGUUUGCUGAUAAAGUUACAGGGGAGGGUAAAAAUGUUAGUCCGGCCCAAAUUCAGGGAUUCUUUAUGGUGCACAAACACUCCAAGCCAGAGGAAGUCAUAGAUAAUUAUAAGCUGAUUUGGCAAUUGUAAAUAAAACAUAUUUAUUUUA
Messenger RNA from Aethina tumida (small hive beetle), 1384 nucleotides. It is a transcript of the gene Bcs1, whose product is annotated as mitochondrial chaperone BCS1. Gene Ontology annotation, biological process: mitochondrial respiratory chain complex III assembly; protein insertion into mitochondrial inner membrane from matrix. Gene Ontology annotation, molecular function: ATP hydrolysis activity; ATP binding. The transcript is spliced from 5 exons. NCBI's taxonomy places the organism in Eukaryota, Metazoa, Arthropoda, Insecta, Coleoptera, Nitidulidae. The coding region runs from base 94 to 1365 and encodes 423 amino acids. Gene Ontology annotation, cellular component: mitochondrial inner membrane. The record is from RefSeq and is a predicted model, not a curated record.